Auxenochlorella protothecoides is the source of this 1065-nucleotide messenger RNA. RefSeq names its product Phosphate carrier protein, mitochondrial. Gene Ontology annotation, biological process: mitochondrial phosphate ion transmembrane transport. NCBI's taxonomy places the organism in Eukaryota, Viridiplantae, Chlorophyta, Trebouxiophyceae, Chlorellales, Chlorellaceae. Bases 1 to 1065 code for a protein of 354 amino acids. Gene Ontology annotation, cellular component: mitochondrial inner membrane. Gene Ontology annotation, molecular function: phosphate transmembrane transporter activity. The record is from RefSeq and is a predicted model, not a curated record. The transcript has 3 exons.
AUGUUCCUGCCCAACACCCUAUACACCCCCACGGCCCUGAACGCGGCCAUGGCUGCCUCCGUUCAGAAGGAGCAGUCCCUGCAGCGGUCUGCGGCCCCCCAGGACAAUCUGCUUGCCCGCAGCGUGUCCGGCUUCGUGGCACAUGCCCCCACGGAGAAGAAGAUCGCCCUCUACUCCCGGGACUACUACCUGGCCUGCGGCGUGGGCGGCAUCCUGGCCUGCGGCCUCACGCACACUGCGGUCACCCCCCUGGACGUGGUGAAGUGCAACAUGCAGACCGCCCCCACCAAGUACACGGGCAUCUUCCAGGGCUUCCGCACCAUCGUCACCGAGCAGGGCGCCCGCGGCCUGUUCAAGGGCUGGGUUCCCACCGCCCUCGGCUACUCCGCGCAGGGCGCCUGCAAGUUCGGCUUCUACGAGUUCUUCAAGAAGUACUACUCCGACCUGGCCGGCCCCGAGUACGCGGCGCGCUACCAGAACCUGAUCUACGUGGCGGGCUCCGCCUCGGCCGAGUUCAUCGCCGACAUCGCGCUGUGCCCCUUUGAGGCCGUCAAGGUCAAGGUGCAGACCGUGCCCGGCUGGGCGCGCGGCUUCGGCGACGGCCUGCCUAAGUUCGUGGCCGAGGGCGGCGUGGGCGGGCUGUGGAAGGGCGUGGUCCCCCUCUGGGGCAGGCAGAUCCCCUACACCAUCAUGAAGUUCGCGGCCUUCGAGAAUGUGGUCCAGGGCCUGUACAAGUACGUGGUGCCCAAGCCGCGCGAGGAGUGCACCAAGGGCGAGCAGCUGGGCGUGUCUUUUGCCGCAGGCUACAUCGCGGGCGUGCUCUGCGCCGUGGUGUCCCACCCCGCCGACAACCUGGUGUCCAAGCUGAACUCCACCAAGGGCGUGUCUGUCGGCGAGAUCGUGUCGGAGAUGGGCUGGAUGAACCUGUUCACCCGCGGGCUGCCCCUCCGUAUCGUCAUGAUCGGCACGCUGACCGGGCUGCAGUGGGGCAUCUACGACGCCUUCAAGGUGUUUGUGGGCCUGCCCACCACCGGCGCCAAGGUGGAGCCCGUGGAGGAGAAGUGA